Molecule: messenger RNA, 20183 nt
Organism: Coregonus sp. 'balchen'
Lineage: Eukaryota; Metazoa; Chordata; Actinopteri; Salmoniformes; Salmonidae
Source: the annotation of a GenBank genome assembly
CUCCAUCCCUCCAUUCAGACGGUGGACAUCCACAAGGAGAAGGUGGCACGGCGAGAGAUCGGCAUCCUGACCACCAACAAGAACACGUCACGCACGCACAAGAUCAUCGCCCCAGGCAACAUUGAGCGGCCGGUCCGGUACAUCAGGAAGCCCAUCGACUACACGCUGCUGGACGACGUGGGCCACGGUGUCAAAGUAAGAGUCCCCUAUAUUUGGGGGCGGCAGGUAGCUUAGUGGUUAAGAGCGUUGUGCCAGUAACCGAAAGGUCGCUUGUUCUAAUCCCCAAGCCUACUAGGUGAAAAAUCUGUCGAUGUGCCCUUGAGCAAGGCACUUAACCCUAAUUGCUCCUGUAAGUCGCUCUGGAUAAGAGCGUCUGCUAAAAUGUAAAUGUAUAUUUAAAAGAAAAAGUCACAGUGUCAAAAUAAGAGCCCCCCUCUCUGUCUGUGUUUCAAAGUAAAAGCCACAGCGUCAAAGUAAGAGCCCCCCCCCCCCCCCCCCCCCCCCCCCCCCCCCCCCCCCCCCCCCCCCCCCUCUUAAAGUAAAAGCAUCCUCAGCCCUAGUGCCUGAUACUGACAUUUUCAGGAAAAAAACCUAUUCUGUAUGUAAUACUGCAGUGACGUCGCCAGUAUCCAUGCUGGCUUCGGCUUACACCCUUCAUUGCAUUGAUCAACUGGAGUCAUUAAUUAGUUAGACAUCAUUCUCAGAUGUGUACUAGUCCUUGUAUAAAUCAAUUUCCAUGAGAGGCAAACACACAAUUAGCACCAGAUUCACACCUGGAACAGUCAUGUAAUUGGUCUGUCUAGCCAUUUUAUUAAAAUGUAAUUACUUCCACUUAAUCAAAUCAAGCUAAUCAAUAAACUGCCCUUUUAGUUAAUGAAGUGCAGUAGGGCGUGUGAAGAUUUAACAUAACACUGUAACUGUCAGUGUAGUAGGCGAAGCCAUCAGUGGUUACAAGCUUGGCUCCUCUAACCUCUGUCGGUGUCCAAGAAUUCUAUGAGGUUACCAGCUGGGAAGUCUGUGUGUGCUGGGGUGUACGAGCAUGUGUGUGUGUAGACAAGUGUGUAAGAGCGAGACCGACAGAGCACGAUCUGACGGCAUCAUAUCCCCCAUGAAUUGUGGGAAAAUAAUCUUUCAGCGCUCUUCCGGCUCCGUCUUCACUUUUAUUCUCCCUCCCUUGGAUCUCUCUCUCUCUCUCUCUCUCUCUCUCUCUCUCUCUCUCUCUCUCUCUCUCUCUCUCUCUCUCUCUCUCUGAGCUUGUUGUGUGUAUUGGUUGCUGCCUGUCAUUGAUAGUCAUUUAUUUGCCAUGGUGUGCUAUGCAUGAAUGAAUCGCUCUAUUACUCUUGCUGUGACUGUGUCUUAUGUUAGAUAAUGAGUUUGUUUGUUGAUAUUCUUCUAACAUCCGCUGCAAAGCAAUUGUAACCAAAAUAGGCCCUAUUCACACAUUUGUCUUAGUCUCAUGAUACAAAUGGAUUGAGAAUUUGCAGCAAUACAAAUUAGCAAAAGGAUACAUGCAUAUGGUAUGUAGAAUAUCUGUCCACUAUAUUGGGGUUUCCUAUAGUGACCAAAUUUACAAUAUGACUUCUCGGUCUACACUGUGGUACUGUAGUAUUAAUGUAUUCCAGCUACUCAAUAACACAAAGAGGUCAUGACCCCCGAUGACAUCAUAUGGGGUAUUUUUCUUCUGACCUUUUCUUCUUAUCUUUUUGACUACAAAACGAACAAAAGUUUCAAAAUUUUCACAUAUGUAGAAACUAGUAAGUCGCUGAAGAUAAUGAAUAUGAUGUUAAAAAGUGGUGAAGUGCGCCUUUAAGAUAGCUUUCUGUAGCAGACACAGGAAACCAUUCAGAUUCAUGCUUCUCAGGACUCAAUAGUGCAAUGUACUGAAUCUGGUGCACCUCCAUUUUGAUUUCUCGGGUUUCACUGUGUCUACUUCACGGCUGACAGUCAGACAGAGAGGGAGCCCUCUCAGAUUUCCCCUUUCUCCACCGAAACACACGUGUGUGUUAAUAAUUCAGAGCCAUUGAUAUCAGCCCAGUGCCAGUACAGCCACACUAGUCUGAUGUAUGUAUAUGUGUGUGUGUGUGUGUGUGUGUGUGUUUAGGUGCAUAUUCCAUUAAAUAUAGACAUUUUAAUGCUGAUGAGGCCCGAAUGGUUGGAUGUGUGUGUGUGUCUUUGGAUGUAUGUUUAAGCAGACUUGUGUAGAAUGAGUACCGUGUGUGUGUGUAUGUUAUGUAUGGGAUUGGUGAAAAAUCUGUCGAUGUGCCCUUGAGCAAGGCACUUAACCCUAAUUGCUCCUGUAAGUCACUCUGGAUAAGAGCGUCUGCUAAAUGACUAAAAAUUUAAAAAUGUAAAAUGUGUGUGUGUGUGUGUGUACCUCAUGUACUGUAUGUAUAAGUGUGUGCGCGUGUGAACAGCUCAUUAGCCCAGCUUAUUAGCCCAGCUUAUUAGCCCAGCUCAUCCUCACAGCCUAUUUCCCUCUCGUUAGGGCAGGAGAAGUCCCCAGGGGCUCACCUUGGACAAUGAAUACCAAAUCACUCUCCUCGCAUCCCGGUUACCAUGGUAUCCCCCCCACCAGUCAUUACUGACAGACAGUUGCCCCUGGAGAUGGAGGCGUGUGUCAGAUACUUCCCCCUACAAACACAUCCAAAGUGACAGCCGAGGGAGCUUCACAACAAUUAGGAAUCAGGAGACAUUUUAGAGUGACAGAGUAGUCGACUGUCACCAGUUACUGUAAACGCAAGUCAUGUAUUAGAUCUCACUGACUGGCUGACUACUACAGCUAGCUUCCAGUAGAAUCCAAGUCAGGCAUUUGACAGACUGAACUGUGAGCUAUCUCAAUUAGGGAGCAGGAUUUAACGGGAGCUAGCAAUCGGGGGGCCAGUAUGAAAAUGUAUGCACUCACUAACUGUAAGUCGCUCUGGAUAAGAGCGUCUGCUAAAUGACUAAAAUGUAAAUAUAAAAUCAAUAUUAGGUGUUGGAUAAAUAGAACCAUCUGAUAUCGUCAAAUAGGAGUCAGAGGUUACAGUUCGAUAUUCAGGCUAAUUCAUGGUCGUAAUCAUUGAGAACUCAAGUAUUAACUCUAUUUCUUUUUCAAUUAUAUUUUCACUAUAUUCCUAACUAGAAUAGUUACAAAAUAAUACUCUCUAAUCCAGGGGUUCCGAAAUGUUUUUUGCACACAACUCAAAAUCCCCUGUAGCUCAGUUGGUAGAGCAUGGCGCUUGCAACGCCAGGGUUGUGGGUUCGUUUCCCACGGGGGGCCAGUAUGAAAAUGUAUGCACUCACUAAGUGCAUGUAAGUCGCUCUGGAUAAGAGCGUCUGCUAAAUGACAAAAAUGUAAAAUUGAUACUAGAAAAUGCAUGGUACCCCGCUUGGAAAAAUAAUAUUCCCUAGCCCUCGUGUUGUCCUCCCAAAUGCCUUACGCCUUUUGUCCUCUGGGGUCAAAAAUGACCCCGCCUGGUUUGACUGUUUAUAAAGCAUACAGUAUACAUUUUCAAUCAAUUCUGUGUUACAUCUUUAGUCUUACUUCUGUUCAACCCAUUACUAGAAUUUUUUUCAUUUGUUUUGGAAUUUAGAGCCAAUAGACCUUGUUUACAUAAAAGUAUACCCUGUUUUUAAGUAAAAAUACAAUGAAACUAUGAAUUAUUUUGACCUAUUAUUAUUUUGACUAUUUGACUUAUCACUGAGUGGUAUUUGUAAAAGUUUAGUGAGGAUGCUGUUUUUGAAUCAUUUUAUUUUUAUUAAUGACAGCCCAUAAUCACACCUUUUGUCCUCUGGGGUCAAAAAUGACCCCGCCUGGUUUGACUGUUUAUAAAGCAUACAGUAUACAUUUACAAUCACUUCUCUGUUUCAACUUUUCAGUCAACUUUAUUCCAACUUAUUACCUGACAUAUAACACAUGUUAUAAUUCAUUUCCAAAACAUUUUCAACUUCAAAACCUAACUUUUUAGUCUGAAUGAGCCCUCAGUUGCAUGCGAGGCAGGUAGUAAUGGCGUGAUCUUUGCAGAUGUAUGCAUUGCAUUUUUGGCACAUUUUGGAUGUUUUGAAAUCACUUCGGCGAGGGCAGAAUUUGCACCUACUCCUUUUGGGUAAUGGGCGAGGAAGGGCUGGUCGGCAUGAGGGAACUGGGAGAGGGGGAGCUGCUGCAGAGGUAGAGCUGGAGGAGACCUGCUGGAUCUCCUUAACCAAUUUGACAGCGGCUGACGUGCGGGGAAUAACCUUGCGUCGCUUGAUGUGAGGUAUCACCAGUUGUCGCCCAAGCUCCUCCAUGAAGAGCCUUCUCUUGUUGUACUUUCCCUGAUUCCAGGCUGGCUUGAUUUCAGACCAUAGGACAAAAGAGUUGUAUGCAGACACGUCGAGAAUGUUGUAGAAGACAACGAGUGGCCAACGGGCUGUCAUUCUUUUGCACGUGUACACACUGGUAACUUUGUCAAGGUUAUCAACACCACCUUUGUUGUGAUUGUAAUCUUCAAUGAUUUUGGGCCUUUUGUCAUCCCUGUUGCUCACAGCAGCAUCCCGAUGCAGAGUGCUCAUCAGAUGAAAAAAUUUCUGUUUUUUGGGGUGAUAUGACACUAGAGCAUGGGUCUCGGUGAAGGCAAACUUCGAUGAGAACCGUGCCCGGUCCUUUUUUGACACCAGAGCAGGGGGAAGCUCAGGCUUAUUCCUCCGUACUGUUCCCACCAUGUACAGCUUUCUUUUCAGCAGCUGCAAGCCAAGAGCAUGUGAAGUAAAAAAGUUGUCACAGGUGAUUGUUUUCCCCCGGAGACCUUCUGUCAUGUCAAGGACAACUCUCAUGCCCUGAUUUUUUUCUGACUGCGCACCAGCCGGUUUGCCAGUGUAUACCUGCAUGUUCCAUGCAUAGCUAGACCUGGCAUCGCAUGCUACCCAUAUUUUUAUCCCAUAUUUCCCUGGUUUACUCGGGAUGUACUGUUUGAAUGGACAGCGACCUCUGAAGGGGACCAGGCGCUCAUCCACAGUCACAUCAGUACCUGGAUCGUACAUCAACGGCAGGAGAGACACCCACUUGUCCCAUACAUCUCGAAUGGGAGCAAGUUUGUCUCGUGCACGGCGAUUUUCUCUUGUGGCUUUAUCAUCAAAUCUAAUCACUCUUGAGAUUUUAUGAAACAUCUUGAGUGUCAUGGUAGCACGGAAAAUUGUCCUACCAGACUCGGCAUGCCAUAAACUAGAUGUAGCUUCCUUACUAGAUCGGUACACGCCAGCAAGAAUCAACACACCCACAUAUGCCUGCAAGUCCAUUUGAUCCAUCUUUCUCCACUUGUUGCCAUAAACGCGUUGCCCCUCCUUGUUUGUCAUGCUCAGCACUGCGUCUUCAAUAGGCUUUGGCAGAAACAGGUCAAAAGUGGACUUUAUGUCAUCAAUCCGAAAACCUUGCAUAUGCAGUUGGACCAUGGUGGCUUGUAUCUCUCUCUGCUGUCAACAUGCGUCGUCGGUCACUGGGAGGGAUGGAAGACCAGAUCAAUGUUUCAUCCUUUGACUGGAAAUAUUCUUCCAUCUCAGCUGGGUCCUCUUCCUCAGAUUCUACCUCAUCUGUUGAUUCUUCAUCUUCAUCAUAAUAGAUGAUGUCCUCCACUUCUGACACUUCUUCCAUUUCAACUUCAGAUUCUACCUCAUCUGUUGAUUCUUCAUCAUAAUAGGUGCAGUGCUCCACUUCUGACACUUCUUCCAUACCAGCUUCAGAUUCUACGUCAUCAUCACGUUCAUCCAUUUCCUUAUAUUCAUAAUCAUCUUCCAUUUCUGCAGCAGGAGAUGUGGGGGAAUCUUCGGAGGAAGAAGUAGCAUGCUGUCUGUAUGUUGGAUCUAUCACCUCAUCAUUAUGUUCCUCCUCUUCUGACCCUGAACCCUCUUCAUCAGUUGAUUCAUCCUCAUUAUGUGCAGCAUUGUCCUCCUGGUCAUUAUUUUCUUUUAUUUCAAAAAUUAUCUUGCAAGCCUCCUGUGCAUUAUAAAACGUCUGCCUCCUCAUUGUGCUGCCUGUCUCUCUCAGACUAUAAUGUGAAAUGCCCAAACACCUGUGAGAAAAUACUUUUUUGUUGUUGUUGUUGUCAUAACCAUUGCUUGACCCCACACAUCAAAGAAACAUGAUCAAAGAUGUUUUGCCAAGCAGUAUGUAAACUUUGUGCUGCGGGGUCUUUUUGACCCCAGAGGACAACAGAAGUUAUUACAUUUAGUAAAACACCCAUAAUUCAAUCAAAUUACUUCAAAUUUGUUUGAAUCAUAAAGAGCAUAGUAUUAAACAACUACCGUUAUUUUCAGACCAAUUGAUGAAUAAAAAACAUAUUUUGUCGGCAAAAGAUUUAAUUUGGGGUCAGAAUGACCCCAGGACAACAGGAGGGCUAGUUAACGCUGUGUUCAUAUUCACUCAAUUAUAUGUCCCGCAGGCUGUCCCAACACACAAUAAUGACAUGAUAGCACAUUCUAAUAGUGUAAAAGGCCCUUAGUUAACACUUAAAGGUUGUUUUCUAUACCCAUUUGAAGAUAAAAAAGUUAUCAGGGAGCCCCGUUUCAAUUUCAGGGUACCUCACAUGGGGUCCCGAUCCCAAGUGGUCCUCUGUAGCUCAAUUGGUAGAGCAUGGCGCUUGUAACGCCAGGGUAGUGGGUUCGAUCCCCGGGACCACCCAUACGUAAAAAUUUAUGCACACAUGACUGUAAGUCGCUUUGGAUAAAAGCGUCUGCUAAAUGGCAUAUUAUAUUAUUAUAAGUUUGGUAACCACUGCUCUAAAUACUGAGCUGUCUUUGUGGUGAUGCUCCCUGCUUUUAAUCAAUGAGCACAAGUGUUAGUCAUCUUUCUUGUCUUAACCAAUAAGCACAAGAGUUCUUACUCUGUCUCCUCCAGCGAGCCCAAGUGUUACUCCUUAGGUCAUACUCUCCUGCUACUCUUAACCAAUGAGCACUGCUGUUGUUACUGUAGUUCUCACUCUGUCUCUUCUCUUAACCAAUGCGCAUGUUGUUUUUUUGUCUCUUUUCUCUUUUUACUGCCUGCACUCAGUGGCUUAAAGCCAAGGUAAGAGCUGCGUUUCUCUCCCUACCCAUGAUGCUUUGGGCCUCUAAGCCCCCAUUACUCUGGAUCGCCUCAUUUCGUAACAUCAGUAUAUGUUGUAUGUAUAUUAAAGCUUUAUGAGAUAAUGUAGUCCUAAUAUAAGGUCCUUGUUAUGUCUCCAAAUGAUCUAAAUUAUCUCUCAAUUAAACAAUACAGAUACUUGUUAUCAAUAUUGACCAUCCAUUUUAUACCAUCACAAGCUAAAUGUUAACUAUAAACUGCGCCAUACUGUAAUGGGAUACUUGCACAAUGCAACAUACAGUAAUUGCCUUUGUAAAGGGUUGAACAUCAGUAGGCCACCUAUGACUGAUUAUCCAUGUUUUUCUUUUUUUAUAGCAACAUGGCAACAACCAGCCAGUGAGGGGAGGAGGAGGGGGGACAUUAUCGAGGACCAAUCCACCGACACAGAAACCCCCGAGCCCGCCCAUGGCUGGUCGUGGAACUCUUGGGUAUGGUAACCAGAAAAUGUGUGUGUGAGUGUUUGAGCUUGUGUUGUGCUGAUGUACUCUUAAGUUAUUGUUGUGUUUGUGCACGUGUGUGUUUUCUUAACGUGCAAAAUGUUAUUGGUGUGUGUUGUGUUGACAUGCGCUUAAUGUUCUCCAUGUGUGUGUCCUCUCCAGGCGAAAUAAGACCCUGGAGCCAGUCAAGCCUCCAACGGUGCCCAACGACUAUAUGACCAGCCCAGCACGACUAGGCAGCCAGCACAGCCCUGCACGCACGGCCUCCCUCAACCAGAGACCCAGGACACACAGGUAACACACACUGCCCACCCCUAAUUUGCAGUGGGCCAUUGGUGUGUUUGUGCCCAGGUGUGUGUGUUAGUGUGUUUUACACCUUUCAAACCAAGACGUUGUGAAGCCGACUUUAGCGUGCCGCCAACUUUUUGCCGACUUUUCUUUAUAUCUGAAAGGUAUUGCCGGCAACAAAGCCUGCAUGGUUGACCAAUGAGCACAGUUCAUCUUGUCAACCAAUCAAACAAUGUUUUAAUGACAACAUUCGAGCUGACAACAACCGGGACUGCUGGUUUCUACACACGGUAGGGGGAUUUCUCUCGCAGCCUUCAUUUGAUUAAAAACCAAGCAUAGCCUCCCCUCCCCUCAAUGAAGGCUGGAUUUUUUUGUCCUGACCAAUGCGUUCGCCAAGUAGCCAAGCUUAUCAAUAAAGGGUUUGGCUGGUGAGAUUGCUUUGAAAUAAUUAUUGAUCGCCAAAGCUUUAUUAAAAUAUCAAGUUUGUGAGCAGCAAAACAGUGAGGACAUCCCCUUUUUACCUGUAGGCCUUCAUUAUUGUAUCUAGCUCCAGUUUUUUUCCUUUAACAAUUGCUUGUUUUUUGUUUCAUAUGAUUAAAAACCAAGCCUUCCGCAGGCUACCCUUACUGUAGGCCUUGAAUCGGCAACUGGCGGCCCGCCGGCCCCGGACUCAGUUCGGGGUUUCAACUUACUUUUGAGAGUUAUAUUAAUAGAAUACACAAGGUGCAAUUUCGAAAUGUGGUUGUGCAUCAGCAGUCACUUAAUUAGCCCAUGUCAGCAUUUUUUCUUUUUAGCUUGGUAAGUUAGUCCAUUAUGUUUAUAAGACAUUACAUUUGGGAGCUGUAUAACGUUGAGUGGACAUUCCACCUUUCUCUUGAUAUCGGAUAUUUAUCCAGCUUCUGUGAAAACUUUGGAUGUGGGUAAAACCCUCCAGUCUUAGUUGCCUUAAUAUUAUAUGCCCACGGGGAGCAAUUACAGUGCUUGCAACUGUAUUGAGACAUAGCCUAUUUAAAACAAGUUGUUGUUUUGUUUUUAUUAGAAUUUGAUUAUAAUUAUUCACUGUCUUUUUAGGCCUUAUCAAUAGUAAAUGUUAUCUUGCCUAUUGACAACAUUUGGCAUACCCAUGGCUUAGCCCCUAUAUCAGUGCGAAUGCUAUGUACAGUUGAAGUCAGAAGUUUACAUACACUUAGGUUGGAGUCAUUAAAACUUGUUUUUCAACCACUCCACAAAUUUCUUGUUAACAAACUAUAGUUUUGGCAAGUCGGUUAGGACAUCUACUUUGUGCAUGACACAAGUAAUUUUUCCAACAAUUGUUUACAGACAGAUUAUUUCACUUAUAAUUCACUGUAUCACAAUUCCAGUGGAUCAGAAAUGUACAUACACUAAGUUGACUGUGCCUUUAAACAGCUUGGAAAAUUCCAGAUAAUUAUGUCAUGGCUUUAGAAGCUUCUGAUAGGCUAAUUGACAUAAUUUGAGUCAAUUGGAGGUGUACCUGUGAAUGUAUUUCAAGGCCUACCUUCAAACUCAGUGCCUCUUUGCUUGACAUCAUGGGAAAAUCAAAAGAAAUCAGCCAAGACCUCAGAAAAAAUAUUGUGGACCUCCACAAGUCUGGUUCAUCCUUGGGAGCAAUUUCCAAAGGCCUGAAGGUACCACGUUCAUCUGUACAAACAAUAGUACGCAUGUAUAAACACCAUGGGACCACGCAGCCGUCAUACCGCUCAGGAAGGAGACGCGUUCUGUCUCCUAGAGAUGAACGUACUUUGGUGCGAAAAGUGCAAAUCAAUCCCAGAACAACAGGACCUUGUGAAGAUGCUGGAGGAAACAGGUACAAAAGUAUAUUUAUCCACAGUAAACGAGUCCUAUAUCGACAUAACCUGAAAGACCGCUCAGCAAGGAAGAAGCCACUGCUCCAAAACCGCCUUAAAAAAGCCAGAUUACGGUUUGCAACUGCACAUGGGGACAAAGAUUGUACUUUUUGGAGAAAUGUCCUCUGGUCUGAUGAACAAAAAUAGAACUGUUUGGCCAUAAUGACCAUCGUUAUGUUUGGAGGAAAAAGGCAGCGGCUUGCAAGCAGAACACCAUCCCAAUCGUGAAGCACGGGGUGGCAGCAUCAUGCUGUGGGGGUGCUUUGCUGCAGGAGGGACUGGUGCACUUCACAAAAUAGAUGGCAUCAUGAGGAAGGAAACGUAUGUGGAUAUAUUGAAGCAACAUGUCAAGACAUCAGUCAGGAAGUUAAAGCUUGGUCGCAAAUGUGUCUUCCAAAUGGACAAUGACCCCAAGCAUACUUCCAAAGUUGUGGCAAAAUGGCUUAAGGACAACAAAGUCAAGGUAUUGGAGUGGCCAUCACAAAGCCCUGACCUCAAUCCUAUAGAACAUGUGUGGGCAGAACUGAAAAGCGUGUGCAAGCAAGGAGGCCUACAAACCUGACUCAGUUACACCAGCUCUGUCAGGAGGAAUGGGCCAAAAUUCACCCAAUUUAUUGUGGGAAGCUUGUGGAAGGCUACCCGAAACGUUUGACCCAAGUUAAACAAUUUAAAGGCAAUGCUACCAAAUACUAAUUGAGUGUAUGUAAACUUCUGACCCACUGGGAAAGUGAUGAAAUAAAUAAAAGCUGAAAUAAAUCAUUCUCUCUACUAUUAUUCUGACAUUUCACAUUCUUAAAAUAAAGUGGUGAUCCUAACUGACCUAAGACAGGGAAUGUUUACUAGGAUUAAAUGUCAGGAAUUGUGAAAAUCUGAGUUUAAAUGUAUUUGGCUAAGGUGUAUGUAAACUUCCGACUUCAACUGUAUGUAUUUCCAUAUUCAAGCCAUGCAAUUACUUAGAAUAAUGUGGACUGCUAACAUUCUCAACAUAUUGAGCAAAGAUAGCUCAUAAUUCCUGCAGUGAAAAUAGCAAAAAUAUUUUCUGACACCCCUGGACCUAUAGCGCUACCGCCAGUGCUAAGAUUGACCAUUGCGUUAGGUUUGUUAAAAUAGAGCCCAUUAUGUUCUACAGCUGUACUGUGAUAGGAGCUCACGCUGACAAUAUAAUUACAGAUUGUCUGACACUCUCUCUCUCUCUCUCUCUCUCUCUCUCUCUCUCUCUCUCUCUCUCUCUCUCUCUCUCUCUCUCUCUCUCUCUCUGUGUGCAGUGGCAGCAGUGGGGGUAGCGGCGGGCGAGAGAAUAGCGGUGGCAGCAGCAUAAGUGUUCCUCUGGCCGUGCCCACUCCCUCCCCUCCCAGCCUGGGACCAUGUGAGCCCAGCGAUACAUCUCCUUUAGCUUAGCUUUGUAUUUAACUAGCCAUUCUGUUAUUGUAGCUUCUUUGCUAGCUUAGUAUUUAGGUGCCCAUUCUAUUGAAUUAGCUUCUCUUUUAGCUUAGCUUAGCAUUUAUACUUCCAUUCUGUUUGCUUCUCUGUUAGCAUUGUUUAGUUCAGCAUUUAGCUGUCCAUUCUGUCUAAUUAGCUUCUCUGUUAACUUAUUGGUAGCGUAGCAUUUUUGCCCUUUCAUUCUGUUAGCUUAUUAUUAGCCUUUCUGUCUAGCUUCUCUGUUAGCUUAGCAUUUAGCCUUACAUUCUGUCUAGGAUCUCUGGUACCCUAUCUUAGAAUUGAGACUUCCAUUUUGGUACCUUUUCUUCUCUGUUAGCUUAGCAUUUAGCUUUUCAUUCUGUUAUCUUAGCUUCUCAGUUUCUUUAGCUUAGCAUUUAGCUGUCCUUUCUGUUUGACCAAUCUUAUUCCUUUAGUGUAGCAUCUCCUACUUCUAUCAGUCCUGCUUCUGGUUUGUCUUCAACUUAGCAUGUGUCUGUUUAUUGUGUCAGCUAAUCUUUUCAUAUGCAUACGCUUAGCUGCCUAUUUGUUCUGUCAAUUUCGCAUCUCUUUUGGCAUACAGUAGUGUUUGUCUGUUUGUUUUAGCCUCAUAUUAUGCAUCAGUUUUCCAAACAAUUCAGCUGUCCAUUUAGAUCUAGAUUCACAUGCAUAUUUUGAUGAGAUUUUGGCAGCACAGUAUAGCUUCUCAUUGAACUCUUUUUUCUGUCUGGUUGGUUGUUGCACUCAGUCACACUAGCCACAGCUGAGUCGCUUCCAUCCAACCACACACUAAAUAAGUGUGGUUAACACAGGGCCAACUUCAGUGAAUUCACUAACUCACUCACUCUCCUUUCCCUACCUUCUUUCUCCGUACCUCUCUCCCCACCCCAACAACCACAGUGUCAGCAGCAGUCCCCCAAGGCCCAGGCCUGGGUCCCAUUCCCAUGUCCCAGUUUGGCACCAUCUCGCGGCAGGUCUCCCGCCACAACUCCACCACCACCUCAGCCUCCAUGGUGUCGGCCACGGGUACCUACCGCCGAGCGCCCUCCGGCACCUCCCAUUUCUCCAUGUCCCAGCAGCCCCACCUCAACGGGGGCCCCGCCUACCCCCAGAACUCAGGUAAGACCAUGGGAAGAAUUUUCAUUGGAUUAUGGUUGAAGUAAUGUUAUGUCCGACCAAAGAACAACGUUAAUAGACCGUAGUUGGAUUAUGGUUGAAUGUUUGUGUCCGACCAAAGAGCAACAUCAAUACACCGUCGACUCAGUGUGUGUCCUCGAUAUGAGUCAGUUUGAGGUAGCUCACUUUAGUUGCAGCUAAAAGAGAAAUAGAACAUUCUGAGAAGUGGAAGACAUAAAUCCACACACACUCACAUUAGCAGUCAGACAAAGGGAAAUCCAGGACACACAAAUACACAUGCCGACAUUAGCUGUCAGACAAAGGGAAAUCCAGGACACACAUAUACACAUGCCGACAUUAGCUGUCAGACAAAGGGAAAUCCAGGACACACAAAUACACAUGCCGACAUUAGCUGUCAGACAAGGGGAAAUCCAGGACACACAUAUACACAUGCCGACAUUAGCUGUCAGACAAGGGGAAAUCCAGGACACACAUAUACACAUGCUGACAUUAGCUGUCAGACAAAGGGAAAUCCAGGACACACAUAUACACAUGCCGACAUUAGCUGUCAGACAAAGGGAAAUCCAGGACACACAAAUACACAUGCCGACAUUAGCUGUCAGACAAGGGGAAAUCCAGGACACACAUAUACACAUGCCGACAUUAGCUGUCAGACAAGGGGAAAUCCAGGACACACAUAUACACAUGCCGACAUUAGCUGUCAGACAAGGGGAAAUCCAGGACACACAUAUACACAUGCCGACAUUAGCUGUCAGACAAGGGGAGAUUUAGGACGAGCGUCGCAAACGUAAAACCAAGGCAUACUGUCAGUACCGCUGUUUUUUUUUUUUUGUUGGUCAGUACCGCUCUGACACGUAGCGUUGACCCAUAAGAGGUAGACUAGUCUGGGGCGGGGAGACAGUUACUGAUUUAUGUGUCUGAAGGCAGCUCUAUGGCCGUGAAAUAAAUCAGACAUGACUGGUUGCGAGACCAUUUCAUUACUGCUGAUUUAUGCCCCGGAAGUCAGAGAAGAAAACCACCCUCAUGAUGAUGUCUCACCCUCUAUGACAGUGGUUUUCAACCAUUGUGCCGCAAAACUUUUCCUAAUCUUGAUAACACACGCUUAUAAACGUGACCUGUGGAAUGAAUGUGGGAUUUUGACUUGGGGGCACCAGUGUCGCUAGAAAGAAAAUCUAUCAGAUAAUACAUUGAAUGGCACACAUGGUUACAUCUGUAUCGUUGUUUCAAGUCCGGUUCACUGGAGCUGUUGUUACAUUUGGAUAAUUUGAGGGGCGCAUAUCAUGAGCAAAGUAAUUAGUAUCAUUUUACUUCGCCUGUGAGAACCAUUAGCACAGGCAAGUGUGAUGAGGCUUAGCAGUACCACAACCUCUGCCACAGAAACAAACCGAGCAUGGCUUUGUGUCUGUGGAUGCACCUUUACAAUACAGAAAACCGCUCGUCUCUAGACCUUUCCGUUCAAAAAUAAGACCUAUUUUACCGGAGCUACAUGUUUUUCUUUCUAUCUGAGAUUUGCGGGAUGCUCUUAAACCGGUACACACAAAUUAACCAUCAGGACUAGGCCUAAGGAACUAUGAAAAUAGUUGAAAUACACCCAGUUUAAUCUAUGAAAAAUGGUUGUCACAGAAAAGUCAUGAUUUGCAGUAUGGAUCAGAUAAGAUGGAGGUCAUUAACACUUAAUAAAUUAUUAGGAAAAGUUUAGGUGUGCCACAUAAUUUUUUAUCCCAUCAAUGUGUGCCACGGUUAAAAAAAGGUUGGGAACCAGUAUGAAAAUCUAUGCACUCACUAACUGUAAGUCGCUCUGGAUAAGAGCGUCUGCUAAAUGACUAAAAUGUAAAUGUAAAAUGUAACCACUGCUCUAUGACAUCAUGCCUUUGGGUGGGAACAAUCAUUACAACACUGUACUGGGGUUAGGGUGAAGUUCAUUCAAUGAAGGGAAUAAUCAUUGUCUUACGAUAUGAGUGAUGCCACCUGUCGGAAAACAAAGGAGCGUCAUAAAAAAUGUGUUUUUUUUAACUGAAGCACAGAAAUGCACAGUGUAGCUGUUUGCAUUUUAUUGCACAGUAAACUAGAAGUUGGUAUUAUUACACAAUAUGUUUUUGCCACUUAUUUUAAAUAAUUCCUAUAACAUUGGGACUACUAUGUAUGAAAUGGUACCUCAUGGUGUUCAUUUCAAUGAAUCCCAAAGAAACCGAGGACAUUUGGUAAUAAUAAUUGGUAAAACUAAAUUGUUACCACACAAAUAAACACUGUCUAUAGGAUACUGUGAAAUAUCAUGCUACCAUGCAGAAUGUUGUUGUUUGUUUACAUAGCCAGUGGGCAAAACUGGUUGAGAUAACAUCAAAAUAACCUCAUUUCAACCAGUUUGUGGUUGUAAUAAGAUCAUUUCAACCAGCUUGUGGUUGUAAUAACAUCAUUUCAACCAGCUUGUGGUUUCACCUUACAGUGAAAUGCUUACUUACAAGCCCUUAACCAACAAUGCAGUGUCUAUUUUUCACUUAACACUUAUUUUUCUUAAAACUGCAUUGUUGGUUAAGAGCUUGUAAGUAAGCAUUUCACUGUAAGGUCUACAGUGCCUGUUGUAUUUGGCACGUGUGGCAAAUAACAUUUGAUUUGAUUUGAAUAACAUAAUAACGUCAUUUCAACCAGCUUUGCCUGAAGGGUAGGUUUUGGUGUCUAUGAGCUAAUGGGGUCGCAACGUCCCACACUGCAUUUCUAUUCGCCUAGCUUUCCUAUUGUCUUGUUACAGAACCGCACUUUGUAUAUCAGUAAAUUGCAAGCCACUAUCAUAGAUAAAAGCUUUGGCUAUCAGGUCAAGUGGUUGAAUUGAGAGAAUAAAAUACUCUAAGCGGGUAUGCACGCUUACUGCUUUGUUUUGCUCUGACAAGCAUAUUUUUCAUCUCCCUAUCUCUCUCUCUCUCUCUCUCUCUCUCUCUCUCUCUCUCUCUCUCUCUCUCUCUCUCUCUCUCUCUCUCUCUCUCUCUCUCUCUCUCUGGUAUGUCCAUCUGUCUGCCUGUCUGUGUUGCUGCUACUAGUGUCUGUGGCUCCUCCCCCUCCUAUGGUCCAGCUGACUCCUCAGAUUCCUCUGACGGGCUUUGUGGCCAGAGUGCAGGAGACCAGUAAGUAACACACACGCACACAAGCACACACACACACACACACACACAUUAUGUUCUUCUGUCCUCUUGGGGACCUAAAAUUAAUUUAUAUUUAAAAUCCUAUUUUCCCUAACCCUAAACCUACACCUUACCAUAUCUCUAACCUUAACCCUAACCCAAACCCUAAAACUAAACCUAACCCAAAACCUAACCACUAACCAGUAACCCUAACCCAAACCCUAAACCUAACCACUAACCAGUAACCCUAACCCAAACCCUAAAACUAAACCUAACCCUAAACCUAACCACUAACCACUAACCACUAACCCUAACCCUAACCCAAACCCUAAAACUAAACCUAACCCUAAACCUAACCACUAACCAGUAACCCAAACCCUAAAACUAAACCUAACCGUAACCUAACCACUAACCGCUUACCCUAAUUGUAACCCUAAACCUAACCCCUGAGCUUAAAAUAGCCUUUGUCCUCAUGGGGACGUGGGAAAUGUCCCCAUGAGGGAGAAUUGUCCUUGUUUUACUAUCUUUGUGGGGACAUUUGGCGAUUUUAGGUCCCCACAAGGAUAGAAGAACCAACACACACACACACAGGUAACAGCACCACUCCCUCAGCCUUACAUUUCACACUGUCACCUAUUAGUGCUCUUUUAUGCUGUCUCUGUCAUGUCUUUUUCCUACGCUGGCUACUGCCUUUAGACACACCCCUCCGAUGUUUUGUCUGUUGCCAUGGUCACUGAGAGACAGUGGCGAGGGUUAUAUGGUUCUAUCUUUGUCCUCUGAAAACACGUGACUUAACGUUUGGAAAACUGCAUAGUGUCAGCCAAGUCAAACACGGUUUUAAUCAGACUGGGCACGUCUCAGGGACCCUCCCAAUCCCUAGCUGUGUCCUUGUCCAGGUGACUUUAGUCAUUAAUCCAGCUUUCAAAUGACAGUUUCAUCCUUACUUUCCUUAUUUUGCAUAUGCAUUUCACCUCGAGGAGCCCAACUAGCCAUAUCUGAACAACUGUGUGUGUCUCAUACAUAUAAUAAGAGAAGACACUGCGUUCUGUCAUGCCAUCUGCUGGACAGUAUCGGUCAUCACACGUCUAAAAGAUCAGGCUCAUGCAUGGCAUAGAAUAGAAUUGAAUAGAAUAGACAAGAAUAUUGGUAUAAUAGAAUACAAUGGCGAUAGAAUAGAAUACCGAUAGAAUAUAAUAGAAUGAAAUAGAAUACUGGUAGAAUACAAUAUACACUGAGUGUACAAAACAUUAGGAACACCUUCCUAAUAUUGAGUAGCACCCUCCUUUUCCCCUCAGAACAGCCUCAAUUCGUCGGGUCAUGGACUCUACAAGGUGUCGAAAGCGUUCAACAGGGAUGCUGGCUCAAUGCUUCCCACAAUUGUGUCAAGUUGGCUGGAUGUCCUUUGGGUGGUGGACCAUUCUUGAUAUACACGGGAAACAAUUGAGUGUUAAAAACCCAGCAGUGUCUCAGUUGUCUCAAGGCUUAAAAAUCCUUCUUUAACCUGUCUCCUCCCCUUCAUUUACACUGAUUGACAUCAAUAAGGGAUCAUAGCUUUCACCUGGUCAGUCUAUGUCAUGGAAAGAGCAGGUGAUCCUAAUGUUUGGUACACUCAGUGUAUGUGAAUUCAUGUUUUGUUUGUAUGAUGUUAAGGAGCAGCACACUGGUGGGGGCAGUUUGAAGUUAUUGAAGUUAUUUUUUCCGUUUGGCGUGGCGGAGCUAAGACCAUUUCAGAAAUGUUGUUAAUUAGCUUUUAUUGUUUAAAGAAAUUAUGAAAGAGAUUGGUGUGUUUUUUCACUAUCUAAUCAUGGCAUGGAGUUGUUCAAUGACAGACAUGUAUUUGUUUAAAAUCUAUCACUUGAUGGUUUCAUUUCAGAGAAACAUUAGUUUUUUGCAAAAUGCUAUAUAUCUGCCUCACUGUCAGAGAAAUAAGUAGUACUGCUAGGUAUUACACAGUCAAAUGUAACAAAUAACUACAUUUUAAUAAAGAAAUGUACAAAUUAUACAUUUGUGACAUCAAUAUAAUUAUUUGUAAAGAAUUAUCAUUCAAUACAGUAAUAUGAGAUCUGUGUGUAAAACAGUUACAUUUGACAUUUUAGUUAUUUAGCAAAUGCUCUUAUUCAGAGCGUGUUACAGUGAGUGCAUUCAUCUUAAGAUAGCUAGAUGAGACAACCACAUAUCACAGUACAAUAUACAGGAUAAAAACAUUCCAUUCCAGCUAAACAUUGGAUAUAUAGCAUUUAGCAAAUAAACAUCUAAACUCUAUGAAUACAAAAUCUGAGAACAGUAAUAUUUUACACAAACAUUAAGUUAACCCAUAAGAAAUUAUUUCUGAUGAAAAAACACAAAUGUGAAAAAUUUGUGGAUAUAGCGUUUUGAAAAUAAACUUCCUAUAGAGCUGAAUUUUUCCUGUUUUGCUAGAAUAUAUACAGUGGGGCGAACAAGUAUUUGAUACACUGCCAAUUUUGCAGGUUUUCCUACUUACAAAGCAUGUAGAGGUCUGUAAUUUGUAUCAUAGGUACACUUCAACUGCGAGAGACGGAAUCUAAAACAAAAAUCCAGAAAAUCACAUUGUAUGAUUUUUAAGUAAUUAAUUUGCAUUUUAUUGCAUGACAUAAGUAUUUGAUACAUCAGAAAAGCAGAACUUAAUAUUUGGUACAGAAACCUUUGUUUGCAAUUACAGAGGUCAUACGUUUCCUGUAGGUCUUGACCAGGUUUGCACACACUGCAGCAGGGAUUUUGGCCCACUCCUCCAUACAGACCUUCUCCAGAUCCUUCAGGUUUCGGGGCUGUCGCUGGGCAAUACGGACUUUCAGCUCCCUCCAAAGAUUUUCUAUUGGGUUCAGGUCUGAAGACUGGCUAGGCCACUCCAGGACCUUGAGAUGCUUCUUACGGAGCUACUCCUUAGUUGUCCUGGCUGUGUGUUUCGGGUCGUUGUCAUGCUGGAAGACCCAGCCACGACCCAUCUUCAAUGCUCUUACUGAGGGAAGGAGGUUGUUGGCCAAGAUCUCGCGAUAAAUGGCCCCAUCCAUCCUCCCCUCAAUACGGUGCAGUCGUCCUGUCCCCUUUGCAGAAAAGCAUCCCCAAAGAAUGAUGUUUCCACCUCCAUGCUUCACGGUUGGGAUGGUGUUCUUGGGGUUGUACUCAUCCUUCUUCUUCCUCCAAACACGGCGAGUGUUUUGUCUCAUCAGACCAUAUGACCUUCUCCCAUUCCUCCUCUGGAUCAUCCAGAUGGUCAUUGGCAAACUUCAGAUGGGCCUGGACAUGCGCUGGCUUGAGCAGGGGGACCUUGCGUACGCUGCAGGAUUUUAAUCCAUGACAGCGUAGUGUGUUACUAAUGGUUUUCUUUGAGACUGUGGUCCCAGCUCUCUUCAGGUCAUUGACCAGGUCCUGCCGUGUAGUUCUGGGCUGAUCCCUCACCUUCCUCAAGAUCAUUGAUGCCCCACGAGGUGAGAUCUUGCAUGGAGCCCCAGACCGAGGGUGAUUGACCGUCAUCUUGAACUUCUUCCAUUUUCUAAUAAUUGCGCCAACAGUUGUUGCCUUCUCACCAAGCUGCUUGCCUAUUGUCCUGUAGCCCAUCCCAGCCUUGUGCAGGUCUACAAUUUUAUCCCUGAUGUCCUUACACAGCUCUCUGGUCUUGGCCAUUGUGGAAAGGUUGGAGUCUGUUUGAUUGAGUGUGUGGACAGGUGUCUUUUAUACAGAUAAUGAGUUCAAACAGGUGCAGUUAAUACAGGUAAUGAGUGGAGAACAGGAGGGCUUCUUAAAGAAAAACGAACAGGUCUGUGAGAGCCGGAAUUCUUACUGGUUGGUAGGUGAUCAAAUACUUAUGUCAUGCAAUAAAAUGAUAAUUAAUUACUUAAAAAUCAUACAAUGUGAUUUUCUGGAUUUUUGUUUUAGAUUCCGUCUCUCACAGUUGAGUGUACCUAUGAUAAAAAUUAUAGACCUUUACAUGCUUUCUAAGUAGGAAAACCUUCAAAAUCGGCAGUGUAUCAAAUACUUGUUCUCCCCACUGUAUAUGUAGGAGUUUUUCCUGGUCAGGUCACAUGGUCAGGAGAAACGCUAGGCCAUAAUAUAGAGAAAUAGUAAUGGCGUCUUUUUGUAGGGACUAACUCCGCCAUGGUUUGUUGGACAAAGCCUAAAUGAAUGGCAUUUUUAUAGGGUUUUUGGAUAAAUGCCGAAAAUAAGGUCUAUGUGAUAAACAAAGAUUUAGGAGAUAUUGUAUGUUUUGUUCUAUGAGAUAAUAUUAAUCAGCUAACGUCACUUUUUGUGAAUUUUUAAGCAUUUAUGUAAUUUUAAAAAGCACAUAAAGCAUAAAGGUCAUGUUAACUGACUGAUAUUAUCUCAUAGAACUAAACGUAUAAGCUCUGCCAAGCCUGUGUUAACCUCACACAUUACUUUCAGCGUUUAUCCCAAAACCCUAUUUUUUCCCCAUUCAUUUUUCCCAUAGGAAUGGCUGAACGAAUCAGAGGUAACUCAUUUCCGUUUUUUAGGACUACAAGCUGGCGAGCUCUAUUGAUGUCACACAAAGAAAUAGAAUUACUAGAACAGACUUCCCUAUGAAAUUGUCCUUCCAUAAUGUCACAUUUAUUUUCCUCUCCCCUUCUGUUCAGUAACAGACAGCCCGGCCCCCCCUCCACCGCCCCCUCCCGAGGACGUGGUCAUGUUUGAGGAGCCCUCGCCCCCUCCCCCGCCCCCGCCCGUGGACUACCAGGGGGAUGAGGAGGCGGCCGUGGUGCACUACAGUGACCCUUAUGCUGACGGAGACCCCCACUGGGCCCCCAAGGCCUACGUAGAGAAGGGUGAGUUUGACUGUUACCCCCCGGAACUUCAGCGACGUCAUACAAAGACGAGUCACUGA